Messenger RNA from Micropterus salmoides (largemouth bass), 4249 nucleotides. RefSeq names its product POU class 2 homeobox 2a (gene pou2f2b). NCBI's taxonomy places the organism in Eukaryota, Metazoa, Chordata, Actinopteri, Centrarchiformes, Centrarchidae. The record is from RefSeq and is a predicted model, not a curated record. The coding region runs from base 761 to 2656 and encodes 631 amino acids. The transcript is spliced from 15 exons. Gene Ontology annotation, cellular component: nucleus. Gene Ontology annotation, molecular function: RNA polymerase II cis-regulatory region sequence-specific DNA binding; DNA-binding transcription factor activity, RNA polymerase II-specific. Gene Ontology annotation, biological process: regulation of transcription by RNA polymerase II.
GGAGCGCGUGCAGCUAGAGACCAAAUACAAUAGAUCAAACCAAAUACAGAAAUCCAAAUAAGACUUUAUAACUCUGCUGGCCUUUUACACGGUCUUGUCGUUUCUAUGUAUCAUCAUUUACUGUGGUGUUUUAAAUUUAAAAGCGAAUACCAAAGCUAAGGCCGGCCGGGGAUGCUACAGGAGUAGGCUAGUGACUGUUCUCAUGCCUUUUCACACCUAUAGGAAACAUUACUGGUGAGGAGUGAGAGGAAAAAUAAGCUCCCGGGCCUUUAUGUUUACUCAAGGAGAACGCUUUAGCAGCUCAAGGGUAACAGAGAGACGCAGGUGCAUCAACGACGGGCAGGUGACACACAGCCUUUUAUUAUAAAGCUACUACAAUAGGCCUGUAAUUGUUACACAACUUUUCCUGUAGCCUGUAGAAGUGAGGUCUGAUCUCCUGUCUAUCCGUCUGUGUGUUAGUCUGGACUGUACGCUAUCUGCUGCACUCAAGGGACCAUCCUACAUAUAUGUUCUAUGCACAUUUACACCAAAACUAAUGCCGACCACUAGUCGACAUACAUACAUGUAAAUAAAAGUGCGCAGCUGGGCUACAUGUGUACACACAUAACGGCGAAUGUUGUGAGCUCUCCAUACCAAAUAUUUCCCCAAAGCUGUCUACCAGAGAGACGGACGACGAUACAGAAGCUUCAGAAGAGCACAGAGCUUGUUACAGUACUUCUGUCAGAUUAUUUGCAUCAAAACAAGAAGCCGGAGGAAGAUCAUGUUUGUUCCUUUGCCGGUGCCGUUCGUGUUUCAGAGAACUGCCCCUGACCUCAACGCCUGGCGCCUCAAGUCCCCUCUGGCUCUCCGCUCCAACUCCGAUAUCAGGAUGUCAAAGGCACUAGAGGUGGAGAAAGCGGGGGCUGACUCACCACUGGAGGGCACAGACUCAGAGCGGAAUGGACCUGAAUCGAAUCACCAGGCUCAGUCAAUGAAAGUCAAUCCCUUUCCUCUUUCACCAUCACUGAGCAGCAGCAAGAAUAAGAUGGAGGAGUGCGGUGAGAUGUCCCCGGCCCUUCCUCUCUCUCACGGCCCGACCCCCUCACAGACGGCCCUGCAACAUACACAGCUCAUGCUGACCGGCUCCCAGCUAGCAGGGGAUAUCCAGCAGUUGCUGCAGCUUCAGCAGUUGGUGUUGGUUCCCGGCCACCCGCUCCCGUCUCCCACCCAGUUCCUCCUCCCGCAGGCACAGCAGGGCCAGCAAGGACUCCUAUCGACACCAAAUCUUAUUCCGCUACCUCAGCAAAACCAAGGGACCCUGCUGUCUGCUCCAACUAGAAUGGGACUCCAAGCACAGCUACAGCGAGAUAAGAGUAUGGAGGUGAGCGGCGGUGGAGGCAUGACCACGGUACCCUCAGUGACCUCUCACCCCGAGGAGCCCAGUGACCUGGAGGAGCUGGAACAAUUCGCCCGCACUUUCAAACAGAGACGCAUCAAACUAGGCUUCACACAGGGAGAUGUUGGCUUGGCCAUGGGGAAGCUGUAUGGCAAUGACUUCAGUCAGACCACAAUCUCCCGCUUUGAAGCCCUCAACCUGAGCUUUAAGAACAUGUGCAAGCUGAAGCCACUGCUGGAGAAGUGGCUCAAUGAUGCAGAAACCAUGUCCAUAGACAGUACCCUACCCAGCCCCAGCUCCCUGUCCUCCUCCUCUCUGGGCUUCGACGGCGUUCCUGGUCGCCGCAGAAAGAAGAGAACCAGCAUCGAAACAAAUGUACGCGUGGCCCUGGAACGCGCAUUCAUGACGAACCAGAAGCCUACCUCAGAAGAGAUACUGCUGAUCGCAGAGCAGCUCAACAUGGAGAAGGAGGUGAUCCGGGUCUGGUUCUGCAACCGCCGGCAGAAAGAGAAACGCAUCAAUCCCUCCAGUGCUACCCCUCCCCUGACCAGCCAGCCCCCUUCUGCCCCUCCAACGCACAAACCACCCUGCUACAGCCCUCACAUGAUGUCUAGCCAGCUGUCGCAGGCUGUGACCAGUCUCAGCACAACAGUGACAACCAUGUCCCCCGUCUGCCCCCUGACUUCCAGCCUCACCUCCACCCACCCCUCCCUCAGCUCCACACCCUCCCCAGUGACUCCUCCUCCUCCUCCCCGCAGCACGGCCAGCCCAGCCACUCCCAGCCACAGCACACUCAACCUUAACACAGGCUUAUGGCGUAUGGGUAAAAAGAAUGGUGACGUGUCUAACUACAUCACCGAUUUUGCUGCAAACUUGAGGAACACUGUGAUGGGAGUAAACACAGGGAUGAACCAAGCCCUCCUAGGUAACAAUCCCCUGGCCACUAUCCAAGCCCUAGCAGCCAGUGGUGGCCAGCUGCCUCUUUCCAGUCUUGAGGGGGGUAGUAAGGUGAUGCUGGGGGCCUCUGGGGGCCAGGGAGGGGGCCUCCCCUCCUCCCUCUUCCUCAACCACCCCGCCUUCCUUCACAUGGGCCAGAACCCUGGCGCUGGACUGCUCAGCGCUGCCAUAGCCAAAGCCUCCCAGCCGUCCCCCUUCCCCUCGGCCAGCAGCAUCAGCCCCACCCUCUGCUCCCCCUCCCCCUGCUCCAGCCCCGCCUCUUCCUGCUCCUCCAGCGAAAUGGCACACAGCCCGCCCUCUCUGGGCGGAGCCAAGAUUGAGUGACCACGCCAAGGGCCAAUCAGAGAGGAGGAGGAAGGAGGAAAGAGAACCUCGCCUUUCACACCAAAGCUAUCUCUUUCUCUCUCUUACGCUCUUCUUCCGUUAUUUUUUUCGCAAUGGCUCUCUCUCUCUUUCUCUCCCAGUCUUUCGAUGCCAAAAAUACACAUAAUGAAAGAGGAGAGAGGGAGGGAAAGAAGUGAAAGAGGGGAGAAGGGGGGAAAGGGGAAGAUUGAAACCAAAAAUCUUUAUCUAUCCAAACAGAUGGGGAGGAGGCAACGUGGGACCUUUUGUCAAUAACGCGUGAUAUCGACAUGAUGCCUCUCCACUCUUUCGCUCUGAAGGAAAACAGACCAAUGACUCUUUAACAAAGAGAUGAAAGAGACGGAGAUGCAUGUCGGAGUGCAUAAACCAAAAAUGACAAAAGAUAACUUUACUAUGUGACAAAGGAAUGGCGGCAAGGACAAAAAAUGGAGAGGAGGACUGUUAGGUUUUCCUUUUUUUUUAUUAUUUCGAAAAGCUGCGGGUCUGAAGGAAGAGGAGUAGGGAGGAUAAGUUUAAACCAAAAAUUUACCUGAGGAGGAGGCGGAGGAGGAAUACACAAUGACAAAAAAAAAACGACAACCAUACCAAAAUCCCAAAUACCAAAAACCAAAAAUACGGAGAGAAAAGCUUUAUUCAAAGGACGUGUAAAUACUGAAGCUAUCCAGGACCAGGACUCUAUUGCUACUGCUACUCACACACAUACAAACACACACACAUCAAGAGCCACUCCAUUCUGCCAUUGACUCAUCCUGUCUGUGUCAGCUCAUGUGUCUCCCGUAGAUUUUCAUGCUAGAUAUUUUGGAUAAUUUUGUAAAAGAUUGUUACCGAGCAAGUGAAGAGCUCAUGUAUGAAUGAAUGCCAGUACUACUGUACCUUCAUGUGUUAGUCUCUUUACCUACCUCUGGUUCUGAGAGCAUAGAAUAGCUUUCCUCUCUCUUUUUUGUUUCAGAUUUCCUUGACAGAGGCUUGUUAUUCAGUAUCUAUUUUUUACAUUUUGAAAAGUACAGUUGGGAUUUGUUAUUUGAUUAUUUAUUAGUGUCAUUUUACAAUCCAGCUCCUAUUUAUUGUUGCAGGUUUUUUUAGUGUCAGCUUUUGAGGUUUGAAUCAUAAUCAGUGUCAUCAUCAUUGUCUUCAUCAUCUGUUUUUGUGUUGUCAAUGUGCAUUCUUUUUGUUUUUAAUGUGACUCUUCUGCAAGAACAGAGAUGAUGACGGUGAAAAAGAUACUCAUUUCAGUUGUCACCAAGUGCCACAGAUCCAAAAUAGAGUUGGCAAUGCGAGUUGAUUUCAAGGUCUGAAUGAAUUUAUUAAGACCUAAACAUGGGGCAUUUUGUGCUCUUAAUCAGACCACUCUUUCCUCACUCGCACAAGAUACCCCAUUAUUGAUGACUCCAUGGCUAAAUGAACAUGCCCUGAAAACUUCACACACUGAAAAUGACAUUGGUUAAGAGUGCCGACCACUUUUAAAGUAUGAAAUAGGGGCUGUGAUUGGAGAUAUAAAGUAAUAACUGUUGAGACUGAACGCUAAAUUAGUUAAUAAAGCCAAGUUUAGUCACA